CUUCCUUUCUAUCUCCCAACCUCUCCAACACAUCCCCACUCUCAAUUCCAUGGCGUUUUUGAUGAUUUGAACCCAAAACAAAAGAAAUAGAGAUAUAUUUUGUUUAAAUUCCCUGAAAUCAAAGGACACAAAGAACUCAUUUACAUGAAAUCAUCCUUCUCCAGCAGAACAAGAAGGAAACGAAAAAAAGAAGCGAGUUUCACUCCGUUUUCAGAUCUAAACAAUAUUUACAUCUCACUUCGAUCUGCAACAUUUCUCAAGGGAAAACACUUUUUUCCGUUUUGAUGACUGAUGGUUGUGAUCUAUGAAGGUCUUGUCUGAUUCGAGGUUAUAAAAUUGUGAGUUGUUUAUUUGAAUCUAAGGAGUUUUCUGACCCAGUAGUUCUAGACAGAAGUUAAUCGGUUCGAUUUUAGUUACCAUCUUAAUUUGUAUCUGCAAUGACUGAGAUGUUCUGGGCAUGAUUUUGCCUUUUAAAGUUGUUACCUUUAGUCUACUUAACAAGGAUUUAGGGGAGUUUAGAAGGACUGGGUUUCUUUUUCUUUGUUGGGUUGUAAUAGGACCGAGCUGAAAUCGUUGGAUUUGUGGUUUUGAUUAUCGAAAUUAAGCAAAGUUAUGGAGACACUUGUUGUGGUGGCGCAACAUAGGAAUCAAUACUGUAGCAGAGUGAAGCCACAUGUGCCUGCUGGGUUUGGGUCAUCACCACCAUCUAGAAAUUUCAGAGGGGCUAACUGCAGGACUUCUCAAUCCAGAGCAGGACUCCCGACCCCGUUUAAGUAUAACUCUACUCUUUUAACCAAAAAGCCAUCUUCCCCUCCCUUUUCACCGUCUUCCCCCAAAACACCAUCUCCUUUUGCUGAUGGAUUACACUCGAAAGGGAAAGCUACCAUGAAAAGCUCUCCCAUUCCUAUCAACAGCAAUAUAACCCCUAGAAAUGGUAAGCCUUUUACUGAGGAGAUUUCUGGGGAAGGUUUUCUUUACUCUGAGCUUUGGGCUGGACCUGCUUAUUCUAAUUCGCCACCACCAAGUUCUUUGCCUAUUCCCAAAUUCUCGCUUCGGAUGAAGAGGACUGUGUCACUUGAUUUGCCUGCUGCUGCCCCUGUUGUCGAUGUUCACCAAACUGCUAAGUCUGCACCUGCAUCUCCUACAAGGGAGCUUAGCCCAUCUGUAGCUGAACUUUUUCGGAGUGCUGACUCUGUGUCUGCGACUAAGGCUUUGCGUCGCAUUCUCAACCUCGACGAUACUGAUUACUGAAAUGAGUGGAGGAGUUCUUGAGCUCCUGUAAAUAAGUUUGCUGUGCAAAUUUUGGAGUUAGUUUUAGAUUGUAUAUAGGUUUAAUAAGAUGGUUGGUAGCAUGGGUCGGUAUGUGUUGGUUUAAGCUUUCUUUGGGUGAUGAAAUGAGAAAGUAAUGGCAAUGGCAGGUCGACAAUCUCCGAACUUUCCUUUAUGGUGGUUUAUGAGAGUUUGAUGCUGGUUAUGGGAACUUUUGAUUGACUCGAUGCUGAAGGUAUGCAUUUUUGGGUGUUGUAAGCUUGGAUGGAAGAUGACUCGGCUAUUCAGGAAGCUAAGGGGAGCUUUCAUUAGAAUCAAACAUUGUCUGCCCUCUUUGGAUUGACAUGAAUUCAAACUGAUGACUUCCUUCUUAUCCCAUGGGUUCAAAGGAAACUAUAUACUUAGUAGCGUAGGACUUUACUCUAUCAAGUACUUGGUGGUUAAUGUCCGUUUAGUUGUUGUCCUUGAGCUGAUUUCCUCCUUAAGUGUCUGAUACAGUGUAUAUACUGUAGUCGGUAGAUCCCUUACUAAAUUGCUUAUCCAAAUUCCUUAGGUUUCUUUUGUAUUCUUUUUCUCAUCUUUUUUUCCUUGCUCUACAAUUAGUGUUGCCCUUAGUUUCUAUGAGUCUAAUUUCAAUGCCCCUUUGUUUCUUUUUACAACCUUAGACUAAAUUAGCCUGCCUAUAUGAACUUUCGUUUUCUUACAACUCUUCUCUUUUCUCCAGCAUUGCCUGAAUUGGCUGCUUAACAAUCAAAUAUCCUUGAUACACUCUUACUUGGGAUUUCUCCGUUGUUUCCCCUUAUCAUCUUUUUCUGUUUUUUGUAAAGAAAAAGGUGGUAAGGAAAAGUAAAGUGGUUAUUUGUCAUCUCUUAAACUUGUUAGGUUAAUCAUUUCCAUCCCCAUUUGGAAGUGUUGUUCGUGUCUUGUUCAUCCUAGUGCCUACCGCCCCGCUCUGUUACCGUGUUCCAUCGGAGCCAUCUCUCAUUGAGAUUGUUGACUGUGCCAAGCUACUUACAAGGUAGCUGCCACUGGGCUAAGUCUUUUCAGGAGGCUUUUGUUAAACGUAGAUGUGUUGGUGUUAGUUGCCUUUAAUGCAAGCUUUUAGGAACCAUAUCUGUAUCCAUCAACUGUCUCGGAAAUGUUUGUUUUCAGCGUCUGUUUACGCGUUCUUUUGGACGAGUUUCGUGUUUUGCUUAAAGUGCCAUGUUAAUGUUCAAGACUUCAAAGUGCAGUGUGACUUUUUUUAA
Hibiscus syriacus is the source of this 2516-nucleotide messenger RNA. RefSeq lists its product as uncharacterized. The record is from RefSeq and is a predicted model, not a curated record. The coding region runs from base 613 to 1251 and encodes 212 amino acids. NCBI's taxonomy places the organism in Eukaryota, Viridiplantae, Streptophyta, Magnoliopsida, Malvales, Malvaceae. The transcript is spliced from 3 exons.